CUAUCUGGCCUCCCAGCGGCGCGGCCCCGGCGGCCACAUCCCGCGACUCUGUGGGGCGCGCGGAGCUGCAGCCAUGGCUGUGACCACUGAGGGCGCCCGCAGGAAGGAGCGCGUGCUCUGCCUGUUUGACGUGGACGGAACCCUCACGCCGGCUCGCCAGAAAAUUGACCCUGAGGUAGCUGCCUUCCUGCAGAAGCUGCGAAGCAGGGUGCAGAUCGGUGUGGUGGGCGGCUCCGACUACUCUAAGAUUGCCGAGCAGCUGGGAGAGGGGGAUGAAGUCAUCGAGAAGUUUGAUUAUGUGUUUGCCGAGAACGGGACAGUGCAGUAUAAGCAUGGACGUCUGCUCUCCAAGCAGACCAUCCAGAACCACCUAGGCGAGGAACUUCUGCAGGACUUGAUCAACUUCUGCCUCCGCUACAUGGCCCUGCUCCGGCUGCCCAAGAAGCGCGGGACCUUCAUCGAGUUCCGGAAUGGCAUGCUGAACAUCUCGCCCAUCGGCCGGAGCUGCACCCUGGAAGAGCGAAUCGAGUUCUCUGAACUGGACAAGAAGGAGAGGAUCCGGGAGAAGUUUGUGGAAGCUCUGAAAACUGAGUUUGCUGGCAAAGGGCUGAGGUUCUCCCGAGGAGGCAUGAUCAGCUUUGAUGUCUUCCCUGAGGGCUGGGACAAACGGUACUGCCUGGACAGCCUGGACCAGGACAGCUUCGAUACCAUCCAUUUCUUUGGGAAUGAGACCAGCCCCGGUGGGAACGACUUUGAGAUCUACGCUGACCCCCGGACUGUGGGCCACAGUGUGGUUUCACCUCAGGACACAGUGCAGCGAUGUCGUGAGAUCUUUUUCCCAGAGACGGCCCAUGAGGCAUAACUGCGACUUCCAGAGACCUCCGCCCAGGCCGAGGGCGCACCCCUGGCCGUGGUGUUGGGCGGGGGCGGGGCCCCCCCUCCUCUGGCCCAGGACGCCAGCCUCACGUUACCUGCUGCAAGGCCCAUCUUGGCAGGGCCAGGGCCUAUGCGGACUGUCCCCAGCAGUCAGCUCCCGGUGGGACUGGCUCCAGCUGCUGCUUGUACUUCUGAACGGAAGAGGUUUCUGUCUGCACUGGGAGGGCUGUGCGUGAGUGUCGGUACGAGACAGAGCCCACCCUGCCUCCCUGCCCCGGACAGCAGCGGUGGGGAGGGUGUGUGUUUGCUCGAACUUUAUCACAGAUAUUAAAGUUCCCAGAACAAA
Messenger RNA from Pteronotus mesoamericanus, 1222 nucleotides. RefSeq names its product phosphomannomutase 1 (gene PMM1). Gene Ontology annotation, biological process: mannose metabolic process; protein N-linked glycosylation; GDP-mannose biosynthetic process. The record is from RefSeq and is a predicted model, not a curated record. Gene Ontology annotation, molecular function: phosphomannomutase activity. The transcript has 8 exons. Bases 74 to 862 code for a protein of 262 amino acids. Lineage: Eukaryota; Metazoa; Chordata; Mammalia; Chiroptera; Mormoopidae. Gene Ontology annotation, cellular component: cytosol.